ACCAAGCAGCUCUGCUUGGGUUUGAGCUCAGAGGAAGGAGCCUAGAGCUCCCACCAACUGAAAAUCGACAUGUUAAAAAAGAAGGAAGCCAAUCCCUGUGCUGUUAAACAGACUUUGGGGGUUUUGGGGAAGGGAGGAAGGGGAGGAGAGAGUUUAUAGGCAGGAAGAAACCUGUGUCUUUAGACAAAAAAGAACGAAUUCGAGGUUGGUUGAUUUGGGGGCGAAAUGGGGGUUUGUGGCUGCUGGAGAGAGAUAUAUUUAUGUAUUUGCAGCAAGAUGCUGUUUGUGAUGGUUUUUAACGUGAUGCUUGGAGGAGGCAAGGAAGGUCAAAGCCAGCCAGGCUCCUGAGGCAGCCUCUGGGGAGAAAAAAAGCAGGAAAAGGAGAAAAUCUGGGACAAAUUCAGCCUCUUCUCCUGUGGGCCUGGCAGAAAAGGGUUAAGUGAAGCGGUUGGAUGCUGCAAGCCUGGUCAGGGUUGUACUAUUUUUUCUAGUGCAUAAGGAGAAGGGAGAGGAGGGUUGCACGGAGAAGGGAAAUUUCCAAGAAAAGAGGGAUCUGCGGCAAGAUCUGCACCUCGGGGGAUGAGGAGAGGAACCGACAGGCAUAAAUGGCCUGGAGACGGCUGAGGUCUUUGCCGAGGAGAUUGGGACCACGGGGUUAUUUUCCACCUGCCUCCCCUACCCGGUGCGGUAAUCCUGGCUCAAAGUAGACAAGUCGAGUUGGAGCUGAAGAAGGGAGGCGAUGCCACACCUCCCGAGGACACUGGGGACAUCGGGGUUUGCUGAGCUUAGCAGCUUCUCGCCGUCCUACCAAAGGCAUCAGCCAGAUGCUCCUCUGCCCUGAAGUGCGGAUCUGCAACAGCUCCCGAGAAGACCUGGUCUCUCUGUCUCUCUGUCUCUCUUUCUCUCUCUCUCCAGUCCAAACCAUUACAAGACCUGACUUCCACCAUCUGGGAAUCUAACCCCUCUUAUUGUCCCCUUCUCCUAUAUUUAUUAUUAUUAUUAUUUAUUUUAUUUUUUUCCUACGAUGACUCACCAUUAUUUUUAACUUUGAAGAGAGAGGAAAUUAUGGGGAUCUUGGAAGCCUGUGUUUCUCUCUAGGAUUUCCCCAGGGUCAGAUAAUCGGUGUUCCUAAGAGACACUAAGAUUUGGCUUCUCCAGCAGGGGCAAUUUUCUUUCCUUUUUUAUUUUUAUUUUUUUCCAAUUUUCUUUUUUUAUUUUUUCUCUCUCUUUUCUUCUUCUUCUUCUUUUUUUUUUUUCCUUUACAUUUUUAUUUGCUUUCUUCUUCAUCCCUUCGCCUUUUCAUGAGACUCUUCCAAACCUACGUACCUGUCCUCCUGCAGGGGAGUAACCCCUGCCCCGACUCCGCUCCCGCCACCGGGCGCCGGGAAGAGUUUAGCAUAAGGGAUUUCUUUCCAACCCCAAUAUGACAGUUGCUACUGGAGAUCCUGCAGACGAAGCUGCAGCUCUUCCUGGUCACCCACAGGACACCUACAACCCCGAGACCGACCAUGAAUGCUGCGAGAGGGUGGUCAUUAACAUUUCGGGGCUGCGCUUCGAGACGCAGCUCAAGACUUUAGCCCAGUUCCCGGAGACUUUAUUAGGAGAUCCUAAAAAAAGAAUGAGGUAUUUCGACCCGCUCCGGAAUGAGUAUUUUUUUGACAGGAACAGACCCAGCUUCGAUGCUAUUUUGUACUAUUACCAGUCUGGGGGGAGGUUGAGGAGACCAGUUAACGUGCCCUUAGAUAUCUUCUCGGAAGAGAUCCGUUUCUAUGAACUGGGGGAAGAAGCCAUGGAGAUGUUUCGGGAGGAUGAAGGCUACAUCAAAGAAGAGGAAAGGCCGUUGCCUGAGAAUGAGUUUCAGAGACAAGUCUGGUUGCUCUUUGAGUACCCCGAGAGCUCGGGCCCUGCCAGGAUUAUAGCUAUUGUCUCAGUCAUGGUGAUUUUGAUCUCCAUCGUCAGCUUUUGCCUGGAAACUUUGCCCAUUUUUCGGGAUGAGAACGAAGACAUGCACGGCAGCGGGCUGAGCCACCCCCCCUACUCCAACAGCAGCAUGGGCUACCAGCAGUCCACCUCCUUCACAGACCCCUUCUUCAUCGUGGAGACACUUUGCAUCAUCUGGUUCUCCUUCGAGUUCUUGGUGAGGUUUUUCGCCUGCCCCAGCAAGGCUGGGUUUUUUACCAACAUCAUGAACAUUAUAGACAUUGUAGCCAUCAUUCCCUACUUCAUCACCUUAGGGACGGAGCUGGCCGAGAAGCCAGAGGAUGGUCAGCAAGGCCAGCAAGCCAUGUCCUUGGCCAUCCUCAGAGUCAUCCGGCUGGUCAGGGUCUUCAGGAUCUUCAAGCUCUCCCGACACUCCAAGGGGCUGCAGAUCCUGGGCCAGACCCUCAAGGCCAGCAUGCGGGAGCUGGGUUUGCUCAUCUUCUUCCUCUUCAUCGGCGUCAUCCUCUUCUCCAGCGCCGUCUACUUCGCCGAGGCCGACGAGAGCGAGUCCCAGUUCCCCAGCAUCCCCGAUGCCUUCUGGUGGGCCGUGGUUUCCAUGACGACUGUUGGCUACGGAGACAUGGUCCCCACCACCAUUGGGGGCAAAAUUGUGGGUUCCUUGUGUGCCAUCGCUGGGGUAUUAACCAUUGCCUUACCAGUGCCCGUCAUAGUGUCCAACUUCAACUACUUCUACCACCGGGAGACGGAGGGAGAGGAGCAGGCUCAAUAUUUGCAAGUAACCAGCUGCCCAAAGAUCCCCUCUUCCCCUGACCUAAAGAAAAGCAGAAGUGCCUCUACUAUUAGUAAGUCUGAUUAUAUGGAGAUUCAGGAAGGCGUAAACAAUAGCAACGAGGAUUUUAGGGAGGAAAACUUGAAGACAGCCAAUUGCACCCUCGCUAACACAAACUAUGUGAACAUCACCAAGAUGCUCACCGAUGUCUAGUCGCUCAGAUCUUGUCCCCUCUUUAAGGCUGAAUUGGAACAUCUGCAGAUUAUCGAGUGGCUGCUCUGCAUUGUAGUUAAUACAGUAUUUUCUACGGUGUAUCUUUGGUUCUGCAUGGGAAGCAAUAGCUGUGUAAGUGACUUUUAACCUUUGAUUUCCACCCCGAAAAAAGCGUUUGUGCAAAAAAAUCCCCCCCCCAAAAAGCCAAGAUGACAACAAAAAAAGCCCCACAAGGUUUCAUUUCCCUCCUCCCAUCCCAGGCUCGUGCGUUUCCAAAGAGCCCGAGCGGUUGGGCAGCUGAAGAAACGGGGUGGGGAUACAGUGGGGCAACUCCUGUCCCAUGGAACUGGUGGCCAAGCAGCUUCCAGAAACUGGGAACGGCUGGGAAAAGGUCAGGCAGAGCUUGGUGAGGGGAAGCUGAGGUCGUGUGCCCGGAUGGCUCCGAGGCUCGAGUUUCCGCCCCGCGAAUGCCAAGUGCGUCGCCCGGGCUCGUGUUUCAUAACUGCAAAUGCUGCAUGCUGCAAGAGUUUCAGCCACUGCAGUGUGCCAGGCUGAGGCCCAGGGGAGGGAUAAUUAGUCUGACAGCACAUUAUUUAUGAAGUCUUCAAUUUUUCUAUCCUGGGCAGCCGGGAGGGACCAGUAAAUAAAUCAAGCGCUUGGGCUUUAUUCGUUUCUUUAGAUCUUCGCUUCCAUCACCAAUAUUUCCAGGCUCACCAAAGACACCUCCACUGACACAUUGAAAAUGAGUUGGGGAAAAAAAGAAAAAAAACAGCAUCUUUUGGUUUGUUGUUUGGUUUUAUUUUUUAUUUUGAAAAAUAUCUAUAUAUAAAACUGGAGCAACUAUGCUGUGGCCUAUAAUAUAUUUAUACUGCAGUGAAAUUUAACCAGUAAUACCAGUACAGCUGCAUGGGUAGUUGUUGCAUGAAUCUGAAUAUUUAAUACACACACAAAUAUAUAUUUUCUUAGUAGAUGAUAAAGUAUUCAUGUUUAUAGUGUUUCUAGAUUCUCCGGUGGCUCGAAGGAGGUUCAGGGGAGUUAAAAAUUCUCUGAUAGAGUUAAAAACUGGCUGGGGAAGGCACGUGCUGACAGCAGGGUGAUAGAUACCAAGGUGUCCCAGCACCCAGACACAAGAGCCAGCAAGGGAAGGUGAGCUGAAAGUGAAACACCUGCACCCAUGAUGGGGUGAGUAAUGAGUCAUUCAUCUUGGUGUCAUGGACAGAAACCACGGAGAGGGCAGGAGGAGCAGGUGGAACAGCAGGUCCUGGCUCUCCUGAGCUGCCUGCUCAGCACUUCCCAGCCUUUUCCCCAACAAUUCCUGUGUGUGUGUAUGUAGAUAUUUAGAGAGCGACUCCAGGGCCCAAUCCUCAGCAAUUGGGAGUGCUCAGGGCAUUGGGGGAUGGUCAGGAUGGUGGGACAUGAGCUGGACCUGCCCCAGGCUGCCCGUGGUGUCACCAGGGCAGGGGGGAAUUUUUUGGGCUGGAAAACUCCUUUUCAAGCUUGUAGAGCCUGCAGGGCUGGUGGUUGAUGCCCUGGUGGCUGAGAGGGCCCGUGCUGAGGCUGGGGCUGCUCCCAGCCUUUGCUUUUUGGAUUUUUGGAGGGGUGAGUUGAGGUGCAGAGACCUCAGGGUUGUCUCUGCUUCUUCUUCAGCCCUGGUGUUGCCCAGGGUUAGGUGGGAGUUAUGGAUCAUGGGGGAAUCUCAUCUGCUUUCCCCAAUCCCAUCUGGAUUCCCUUGUGUUACCCCUCCCAUUGCAGACAAUCCCCAGGGACAGGUGCCCUGUUCCUCUUGCCAGGUCAUGGGAGAGGGAUUCAAACCUCUUCCAAGAUCAUGGUCCAAGCAAUACCCCACCCCUGAGCUCCAGGAUGGGGUUCUUAGCAGCCUGUUGAGUUGGGGUGAAUUUGAGGUGAACUGGGGCAUGCUCAGGGCUGCACUGGUGGGCAGGAGGGGGGAACCCCCCUGCAGAGCAUGCAAGGAAGGUCCAUCAGAGCCUGCCUGAGCUUGGAGGAAAACCACACAAAGAACAAUAAACCCAAAGGUGCUAAUGUAUCCUACAGCAAUGGCUCCAGAUCCUGGAGGGCCAGAUCCAGCUCUGGUGCUGAUGUGGCUCCACUCAGCCAGGUGGAAUUUUUUACUUGAUUGGUUGAUUGAUUGAUUGAUUGAUUGAUGGAUUGAUUGAUCCAGGCCUGGCCAUAAUUAAUACCAAGUGUUGAGGGUUAGUUCACCAGAGUCUUGGCUUCUGCUUGGUGCAGAGAACUCAUGCUCAGCACCAUGCAGGAUGGGACCCAGGCCUGUCUUUAAUUACAUCUCGUUAUAUCAGGAGCCCUCUCCUCCCUUUCUGCUGCUGCAGCUCUGAAGUGGGAGCUCCUGAAGCCCUUUAAGAUCUCAAACACUUAUCAACAGAAGGAACACAACGAAAAGCAAUAAAUUUCUGCUGCUGAAGCUCAUCCUGUUGGAUGGGAUGGGGCUGGUGGGAGCCCCUGGCUCAGGCACAAUUCCCAGGGCCACCAGUGAACUUCCAUUGAUCCAGCUCAUGGUGGGUCCAUGGGGAUGGGAUUUUGCACGGGGAAGCUGCCUGUGGUGCUGGGGUGCUGCCUGCCCACCCGUGGGUGCCCCCAGCACUGGGUGAUCCCACCCCUGGUGUGUGGGGAAGCACCAUGAGGCUGAGGGCAGGUUCCUGCAGGGGUUUUGGGAAGAUGUUGGUCCUCCAUGAGGCUUUUUUUGCAAAGUUUUGGGUGGUUUAAUAACUGUGGGAUCCAGGUCAUUUUUGGAGGGCAUCUGCCCAAAGUACUGGUUGCCUCUGGGGCGUGUGAGACCUGUUGUGGUUUGGUAAGGAGGAAGAAGAUGGUUUUUUGGGGGUGUUGUUUUGGGCACCGUGUCCCCAUGGGCUUUCUGAAGCUGGGCAGGAGGGGAGAGCAGGUCCAUGAGCAGGAUCAGGCACAUCCAAAGCCAUGUGCCAAGCUGGGGGGGGGUGUCCUGGCUGCCUCAGGAAGCCCCAGAGCCUCAUGGCAGGGACAAAUGGGGCCGAAGAGCAAGAGGCCACAGAGUUCCUCCUGCUGUCACUGAUGUGAGGUGACAUCUGUCCCCAUGGCAGGGGCCAGCAUGGCCAGUCCCUUCCUUAGGGCAGAUCUUGCACCUCUUGCCCUGACCCAGGCAGAUGUUCCUGGGGAAAAAGGAGCAUUUCUGCUGACCUUGGCAUGGUGGGAAGCAGGGAAUGCACCUUGAUAAGUGCUCAGAUGUUUGGUUCAGGGCAAAAAAUGUCCAUGGGGGCUGUGGGUGGCAGUGAUCCCUCAGGCUGCGGGGAGCAGGAGGGUUCAGGUUUCUCUCCCAUUCAGGGACAUGGUUCCCCAGUAGCUUUUAAUGGUAUUUGUGCCUGCAGGUCGGAGCUCUCGUGCUAUUUCUAGCUUUGCUUCUGACUCACUGACGUGAUCUUGAACCAGUUUUCAGGAGGAGACUGUGUUUUCCUUUUUUUCUUCUCGAGGAAUGUGCUUGGUGAGACUCUGGACCUGUUCCUGUGGGGAUGCUGAGCAUCCCAAACUCCCCUUGACUCCAAAAGGGUGCAGAAAUGAGCUGCAAAGGGUGCUGAAUGAGGGACUGGGGAAGGGAAGGAUCCCACCAUCCCUGUUAGAUUGCAUCAGGCCACCUAAAGUGGGUAUUCUGGCUCCUUUCCUCCUCCUGUGGAGAUGUUGGCCUCUCUCCAGGGGUGGGAUGGAGGACUGUGAAGGACCUCCUGGCUUGGCACCCAGAGGAGGCAGCACCUGUGUUUUAGUUUCAUCCUUUGUGCCACGGUUUUGGGGAGAUGGAAAGUGGUGAUGGCACUGCAGGUUGUCUUCUAACACCCAACCACAUGCCUCAGCAUGCAGGCAACCCAUCAGCUCCUUGAUAUCUUCCAAAGCCUCUGCUGAGGGUGACGGGGUGAGGUUCAUACACCAGCUGGGCACCACCAGGGGGGCAGGGCUGCUAAGAAAAUAUCAUCUGUGUGGAGCAAUGGACUUUACUGGGGACAACAACCUCUGCAGAGACGUUCUGUGUUGAAGUCCUGCAGAUCUGAACAUGGAGAAAAGGAUCUCUGGGUUGGUGUUAGGAGAGUGGAGCACGUGGGUGUGUAAAUAUGGGCAUAUUUGUGCAUAAAUACACAGAAGGAGAGAAAAAGAGGAGGAGGAGGAGGUAUUUCAGGAAGGGCCUUGCAGUGUUAUCUGAUCAUUCCUGGGUCAGCCCUUGAAACUGCUGCCAAAGUCUUGUAGCUUUUCCAGAGCUUGAGUUCCACUUAGGGAUGGGAGAGAGAUCAGGGUAUUGGGAUCUGGCCUUGGAAGUGGGAGCUUCCCAAGGAGCUGGUGGCAUUUGGUUCUCUGUGUCCCUCUGCAAACCAGCAGCUUUGCAGCAUCUCUGCUCUCCAGCCCCAGCCUGGCCCAGCUCUUCUUGUGACUGUGCAGGGAAAACCAGGCAGAAGCUGAAGGGAUUUGUUCCCAGUGCAAGUGCUGGGCAGCACCAGCUGGGCUUUUGGGUUUCUUUUCUCUUGUAAAGGUUGGAUUUUCAGCCUCUUGAACCGUGUUGGCUGUUGGGCCCAAGGCAGUGGCAAGAAACAUCUCCCUGUUUUGGAGCCAGGGUGGGUUUAUCCCAAGUUUUAUGUCCAUGGAAGGAUCCCAGGGUUUUCCUUGGUCAGUGGGAGCUGGUCAGUGUGUUGCUGGGGUGAGGAAAGGAGGAGUGAGCCCCAAACCAUCUUGUUUUGCACCCAAAAAGAAAGGCUCGGGCUCCCUCCUCCCACCCCUGGCAGUGUUUGACCUUCUCCACAUCCAACACAUCCCUCAGUCCCCUCCCUGGGGACCUGCCAGGAACCCUGAGGGGGGGUCAAGGGUCCCCUCUGUGCAGCAGCCACUGUCCCCAAGGCACUGCCCUUCCCCAGCCCCCCCUGAGCAGCCCCCCAUGCCCCCCAGGAUGUUUGGCCACCCAAAUUUCAUCCCUCCCUCCUCCAAAAUGGGUCACAUCCCAUGGCGGGGAGGGGGGGGGGGGUUGCUCAGAGGGACCAGCCUCCAGGGGUGUAAAUCAACCCCCAGAGCACAGCCCUGAUUUACACCCGGGGACAAGAUCCCCCAGCCCAGUUUCAUGUGGAGAGAGGAAAAAUUCCUUAUCCCUGUUUUCCCCACCAGGGAAGGAGAGUGUGGUUUGUAGGAGCUGCUGGGCAUCACGGAACCAGGCGUGGUCCACACACAUGGACCAUGAUGGGGACCACGUCCCCCCCCCCUGCCCCCUCCCCAUCCUGAGCUUGGGGUUGGCAUGUUGAGGUUUGGUUUUCUUUGGAAUUUCAUGGGAUUGGACCGUUUCUGCUGCCUGUAAGACUGUGAGCACCCCUUGGCACCUGCUCCCUCCCUGCUCCAGCCUGUGCCCUUGGCCUCCAAUGUCACCCUCUGCAAGGAGGGGGGGGACACACAAUGAAAAGGGUAUUGGAUCAACCCCCUCCCUCCGUGUGGUGCCUAAUUUGAGCAGAUCAAUAGGAAGAGGAAACCCAAGAAGGACUCAUCCUAAGGAUGCUGGAGCCGACCCUUUGGUUUCCAUGGUUACAGGAGGAAUGGGACCAGGAAUGGAGAGGCCUGGCAACUGUGGCAGGAGGAAUUUCAAGGCAUUUAACCCUGCCUUUGCCAGACCAAGAUCUAGACACCAGCUGGAUCCCAGUUGCACACAAUUCCAAUUCCAACGCCCUUCUUGGACACCCUCAGGGGGUGUCCCAGGGGGUCGGGUGGGUGAGGGGCUGGGAGGGAACCCCCCCCCAAAUCAAUAAGGCUGACCCUUGUAUAUAGGUAUACAGAGCUGUGUACAUACAUACUGCAAAUGAGCAUUUGCUGUCUGGUUUCUCAUGAGUGUACAUAAAUUUAUUCUUCACAGAGUAUCACAAUUUUUGUAAAUAUCAGCACUAAUGGAGAGAAAAUAAAUAUGUAUAUUAUUGAGGA
Apus apus (common swift) is the source of this 8863-nucleotide messenger RNA. It is a transcript of the gene KCNA2, whose product is annotated as potassium voltage-gated channel subfamily A member 2. Gene Ontology annotation, biological process: protein homooligomerization; potassium ion transmembrane transport. Gene Ontology annotation, molecular function: delayed rectifier potassium channel activity; protein binding. Gene Ontology annotation, cellular component: juxtaparanode region of axon; membrane; voltage-gated potassium channel complex. Bases 1424 to 2923 code for a protein of 499 amino acids. The record is from RefSeq and is a predicted model, not a curated record. NCBI's taxonomy places the organism in Eukaryota, Metazoa, Chordata, Aves, Apodiformes, Apodidae. The transcript is spliced from 3 exons.